Homarus americanus (American lobster) is the source of this 3155-nucleotide messenger RNA. RefSeq names its product glutamate receptor ionotropic, delta-2-like. The transcript has 7 exons. The record is from RefSeq and is a predicted model, not a curated record. Gene Ontology annotation, cellular component: membrane. Gene Ontology annotation, molecular function: glutamate-gated receptor activity. Bases 669 to 2825 code for a protein of 718 amino acids. Lineage: Eukaryota; Metazoa; Arthropoda; Malacostraca; Decapoda; Nephropidae.
CACACGCUUUUGACUGACUGGAUGGAUGGAUGACUGGCAGACUGAGUGAGUGAAAGAUAUAGUGACUGACAGACAAGACAUACAGACAGACUGAUUUGAGAGACCAAUUUGACCACUCUCUCUUUAGCUCUCCAGUCUUCUCUCGCUCUCUCUCUCUGUUUGUUUGUCUGUCUGUCUCUCUCAACAACACUGAACUGGUGAGGUCAGCUGGGUGUAAGUGUGGGUCCAGAGGUAAGUAUGGGGACCCUGGCACAGGCUGGGUCACUCCGGGUACUUAUAGUCAGGCUGUGAGGGCCGCUGCUUCACUCCUCAACACGAGCCACACGCCAGCAGUCCUCCCCGCCACCUGUACUGCCAUACACACUCGCUCUGUACCACCGGGGGCUCCUCCAGUACCACACACGGGUGAAACUGUAGUAAUAGCCUGCCUGGCGCACGGUCGUCACUGCAGGCAAAAGAUAGUGGACGUCCGUCUGCCACGAGAAAGUUAUUGCCGAGUGCAGAGGAACGUUAGUCGCUGUUGACUACCCUUACUAGCGCUAAUUUUAUGGUAUUAUCUUAUUUUGCACCACUGUUGGGAAAAGGCUGGCGAAUGUUCGUCUGGCGGUAUACCCUCCCAGGUUCUACUACCAUUACUACUACCUCGUGUUGUCAACUACGAUAAUAGUAUGAACCAAAACCCUGCCAAGAUGACUCUACUGUUCACCACAGCAGUACUCUCUCUCUCGUCUGGCGUUACUAGCGCCAGGCUGGGCAUGUCGUGGCCAGACAUGCAGCUACAGGAGGCAGCCACCAGGACGCUGCAGGAGGUGGUGGAGGGGCCGCUGAGGGGACACAAGGUGACGGUACUGAUGCAUGUCGAGGUGGAGGAGGUGGUGGUGGUGGAUGCCCUCCUCGCCGCCCUCAACAUGGACCUCCACGUCAUCAGGAUAGGAGGCGGCGACGUAGGCCACUUUAACCUCAGCCUCCAGGAUAUAGACGUUCACCUCACCGUGCUGGAGGGGGACCAGCUGGAGGAGGCAGAGAACGCCACCUAUGACCAGGAUCCACCAAUCACAGACACCCUGGUGGCGCUGGUCAACACGGAGCUGCCGUGGCCGCUGUUGACGCCUCCUCAGUGGUGGAUCUCCUCCACGCUCCUCCUCCUCCAACUCAACCUCACCUGCAACGCCUCCCGCUUCUUCGAAACCCGCCUUGCCCAGCAGACCCCGUCAGUAGUGUUGUUGUGUCCCGCCCACCACCACCAAUGGCCAAAGGAACGGAACGACACACACAACAACACUUAUAAUGACGGCGACGACCCCCAAGACUAUCCUCUAUGGAAGGACGACCUCGUAUCCCCUGGUGAUGUCUCCUACAAUGACAUCGUCUUAGAGAACGACCUCAUCUCUCUCACCAUCUACGACCUUCUCACCGACUCCUUGGAGGAAGGGACCCUCGUUUUCAGGGUCCUAACGUGGCUGCCUUACGACCCUGACUGUAAGUUGGGAUAUCUAGGGACGUGGGACCCCUGGGUCUUCACGUCCUUCUCAGGCUUGUUCUACGACCGCUUCCAGUCCAUGGGGGGGACGACCCUCCACGUCUCCAGUGACGACGACGACGCCCCGCUCCUCUUCCUUGAUGACGAUGGCGAGUUCGAAGGAACGUGUAAGAGGAUCCUUGACGUGUUGUCUGACUGGCUCAACUUCACGUUCACACUCACCAACGGAGCUCCUGACAGCAAGUGGGGCGAGAUAGAGAACGGGACGUGGGUGGGGCUGCUGGGAGAGGUAUAUAAGGGCAACAAGGACUUGGCCAUCAACUACUUCACCAUCACCCAUGAGAGGACUCGCUAUUUCGACACCUCCAUCUCUUACCUGACGGAGGGAUUCGGUUUCGUCCUGCCGACGCCACCUGAACUGCCACGAUGGCGUAACCUGGUGUACCCGUUCACCUGGGUGGUCUGGGUGUCUGUGGGCGGCGUGCUCUUCACCUGCGGCUUCUCCUUCUACAUCCUCACCUACCUGCAGCCGCACCACCACACCGCCCACCUCUUCGUCUCCCUCGCUUAUGUCAUGAGGGGGCUGGUGAACCAGUCACACAUUCAGGUGCCGCAUGAAUGGUCGCUGAGAAUGUUCCUGGGUGGCUGGUGGAUCACCGCCUACGUCCUCGUCAUCUCCUACACGUGUAACCUGAUCGCCGUGCUCACCGUGCCCGUCUACCCCACCAGGAUCAACACCCUGGGGGAGCUGGCCGAGAGUAACUACAGGUUGUGUAUGUUGAACUACGGGGAGUUUGUGCCCGACGCCCUGGUCACCUCCUCUGAUGCUGAGAUGCGGCGGCUGGGGGGCAAGAUGGACCUGGUGCCCGUCAAGGAGGAUGGCUACUAUGGCCAAGAGGACUGUGCCGCUCUCGUCCUCGAUAACAAAAACGCUCACACAGAAACUUAUGCUUACCUCAAACUUACCUACGUUGAUAUGGAUUUAGGUGAUAACGUGUAUUUUAUGAAGGAACAAAUAUAUGAAGGCAAUCUGGCUUUCAUCUUCCAGAAAAAUACACCCUGGAGGACGGCCUUCAACAAGGGACUCAGGCGUCUACUGGAGUCUGGCUUCAUCCAAAAAUGGCAGAAAGAUAUAAUGGAGGAAUAUAGCAGAUCCCAAGCUAAGGAUGGGCAGGGGUCAGUGCCACGACCUCUGAGUGUGGGUCACCUGCAAGGAGCCUUCUUUAUCCUGGUGCUAGGUGUAGUGUGUGCUGGCUUGGUGUUCACGGUGGAGUACUGCACCAAGACUCCCACCAUCAUCACCAGCCGACCAUCACCACAACCAUUCAUCAUGCUGACCCACUAAUGUUAACUAUUGCUUUAAAGUCCGUUUAUUAAAUUCAUAUAAAAAUGCGUGAAUAUGGAAGAUGAACAAAGAAUGAUAAUAAUUACACCUACCUGGAUUAUAUUAAAUUGCCUUACUUAAUUUUAACCCGAGAUCUGUAAUGGUAUAAAUGUGUCUACACCUAAGGUAAUGGGGGGUCCCACAGACCCCAGAGGAAAAGAAAUCACCAAAAACCAGGAAGUUACAUCCAAUAAAAUUUAAAGGUAUAUACAAACAUUUAAAGGUCUUAAUUAGGCUUCUCGCUGAAAAUUAAACAAAAUAAAAAUAAAAAUAGCUGAAUAUAUGAAAAUA